AUGCAACCAACCCCCAAACCCACUGCCCAAGAAAACAACUUCCCAAAUUACCCUUCUUCUUCCCAAUUAAAACUCAAUCCAUUUCCUCCCCUCCCCUCCUCCUCCCUCCUCAUUCGCACCCUCCUCCUCCACGACGCCCUCCUCGGCUCAGUCCGCCUCCUCCCCUCCCCUCCCCUCCUCCAUCGCAUCCUCUGCUCCUCCCCUUCCCCCCUCUUCCCCUCCUCCUCCCUCCUCCGUCGCAUCCUCUCCUCCUCCCCCUUCCCCCUCCUCCUCGACCCCCUCAUCGGCUCCGUCCGCCCCCUUCCCCUCCUCCCUGAACCCCCCUCCCCUCCCCUCCCCUCCUCCGUCGCUGAGGUGGCGAUCCACGAAGCCCUGCUUACUUCCGGGUUCAGGACGACGAGCCCAGACGAAGCUGAUUUCUUCUUUGUUCCCGUUUACGUCUCCUGCAACUUCUCUACCGUUAACGGGUUCCCUUCUUUGGCCCACGCUCGCCCUUUAAUCGCCUCUUCGAUUGCUGAAAUCAAAACCAAGUAUCCGUUUUGGAACCGGACCAACGGCCGAGACCACAUGUUUGUGGCCUCCCAUGAUUACGGCGCUUGCUUUCAUGCAAUGGAGGACGUGGCUAUCGCCGACGGAAUUCCUGAGUUUUUGCGGCGAUCGAUUCUGCUGCAGACGUUCGGGGUGACCUCGCCGCACGUGUGCCAGGAAGCGGAGCACGUGCUGAUACCGCCGUACAUACCGCCGGGGAUUCUCCGAUCUCCGCCUCCGGAGACGGCGAGGAGGGACAUUUUCGUCUUUUUCCGGGGGAAGAUGGAGGUUCAUCCCAAAAACAUCAGCGGACGUUUCUGCAGCAAGUAAUUAAAGAGUCGAUCCUUAAUUAAUGAACUAGUCCAUGUAAAUUUUCAUAAAAGCCCUUCCUAAUUUAAGCAGGGCUUCGUGGCUCGUCGUACCUGUGUAUCUUCCCAAAUUACU
Molecule: messenger RNA, 972 nt
Organism: Asparagus officinalis (garden asparagus)
Lineage: Eukaryota; Viridiplantae; Streptophyta; Magnoliopsida; Asparagales; Asparagaceae
Product: probable glucuronosyltransferase Os03g0107900
Exons: 2
Coding region: 1-858 (285 amino acids)
Molecular function (GO): glycosyltransferase activity
Source: RefSeq, a predicted model, not a curated record